AUGAGCUUCCCGCGGCCCCUGCGCCGCUCCGUCAGCCUGAGCCCGGCCCGCACCCUCCGGCUGGUGGUGCUGGGGCAGAGCGCCGUGGGAAAGACAGCUUUGACAGUGAGAUUCAUCACCAAGCGAUUUAUCGGUGAUUAUGACCCUACGUUAGAGAUGAUUUACAGGCAUACAGCAGUCAUUGAUGGAGAGAUGGUGCAUUUUGAAAUUCUUGACACAGCAGGACAGGAGGAAGACUCCCUACAAAUAGAAGAGAAGAUUAAGUGGGGGGAUGGCUUUGCGGUGGUUUACUCAGUCACUGACAGAUGCAGCUUUGACGAAGUCAUGAGGCUGUGUUUCCUCAUCAACCACAUCCAUUCCAGCCCGAAGAGGAGCAGUGGGACUGAGCAGCCACCAGUGGUGAUCAUUGGAAAUAAGAAGGACCUGCAGUUUGACCGGAUGGUGACCUCUGAGGAUGGGGAGAACCUCUCCAAGGCCUUGAAGCAUCCUUUCUAUGAGAUUUCCACCAGGGACAGCUACGAGGAGACUGUGAUGGUGUUCAACACUCUGUACAAUGAGCUGAUGAAGCAAGGGCAUUUUUCUCCAGGGACCUUCAAGAGGCGAGCUGUUUCUAAACUGAUGGAGAAGAUCCCUCGGAUUCACGCCAACUCAACCCUGACCUCAAGUGGCAGGAGCCUGAGCUUCAACUCUUUCAGAGACUACAUCCCAGAGUGAACUUUUGCACAGGCAUUGUGCAGUGGCGAGUAAUGCAUACAGGGACCAGCAGGAGU
Euleptes europaea (tarantolino) is the source of this 770-nucleotide messenger RNA. RefSeq names its product ras-related and estrogen-regulated growth inhibitor-like. Bases 1 to 714 code for a protein of 237 amino acids. Lineage: Eukaryota; Metazoa; Chordata; Lepidosauria; Squamata; Sphaerodactylidae. The record is from RefSeq and is a predicted model, not a curated record. The transcript is spliced from 4 exons. Gene Ontology annotation, molecular function: GTP binding; GTPase activity.